AUGCCAAGUGACUCGACAAUUCAUGCCGUUGCGGGGGCCGCGGGCGGAGUUCUUGCGAUGACGGCAACAUACCCUCUCAUAUUUAUUUCGACGCGCGCCGCAGUGGAAACCAAGAAAGAGCGCAAGUCUGUAUACGAUGCCGUCGUUGACGUUAUCAAGCGUGAAGGUAUCCGAGGAUUGUACAGCGGUCUUAGCUCCAGCCUGCUAGGCAUCGCAGUCACAAAUGGAGCGUAUUAUUAUUUCUACGAGCGAUCGCGCGGCAUUAUCCUCACUUCUAGGCGAGGCGGUAAAGGGCUCAGCACUCUAGAGUCCAUGCUAGCAGGCCUCGUCGCCGGUUCAGCAACUUCCCUCAUCAGCAAUCCAAUCUGGGUGGUUCAGACGUCACAGGCAGUCCGCUCGAUGGACCAGACGUCAGACAAGACUACACCGAAGCCACGGAAGAUGGGCAUCAUUGAGACGAUUCAAUACAUUCUGCGGAAGGACGGGAUCCCCGCGUUUUGGCGUGGCAUCGGGCCCGCUCUGGUCCUUGUGAUCAAUCCUGUCAUUCAGUACACGGUGUUCGAGCAACUGAAGAAUUCCCUGAUACGGAGGAGAACUGCACGACUGAGAGCCUCCGGAGCGGUGUCGUCCGCCGUGGCCGUUCUAUCUGACAUCGACUACUUCAUACUCGGCGCGUUGUCGAAACUCGUUGCCACUUCAUUUACAUACCCUUAUAUUGUGGUCAAGAGCAGACUCCAAGCCGGACGGGCGCAUGCUCUGCAAUACAAGUCUUCUCUCGAUGGGCUGCUCACAAUCGUACGGGAAGAGGGGGUAGAAGGCUUGUACAAGGGUGUCGGGAGCAAGCUAGUGCAAAGCGUGCUGACUGCUGCCAUCCUCUUCAUGUGCCAGAGAAGGCUGUAUGAACUCACGAAGGCUAUCGUAUUGACGCAGUAG
This is a messenger RNA of Fomitopsis serialis, 933 nucleotides long. RefSeq names its product mitochondrial carrier. Bases 1 to 933 code for a protein of 310 amino acids. Gene Ontology annotation, biological process: transmembrane transport. Gene Ontology annotation, molecular function: NAD transmembrane transporter activity; ATP transmembrane transporter activity; FAD transmembrane transporter activity. Gene Ontology annotation, cellular component: peroxisomal membrane. NCBI's taxonomy places the organism in Eukaryota, Fungi, Basidiomycota, Agaricomycetes, Polyporales, Fomitopsidaceae. The transcript has 7 exons. The record is from RefSeq and is a predicted model, not a curated record.